Molecule: messenger RNA, 1712 nt
Organism: Oryza sativa Japonica Group (Japanese rice)
Lineage: Eukaryota; Viridiplantae; Streptophyta; Magnoliopsida; Poales; Poaceae
Source: RefSeq, a predicted model, not a curated record
CCUAGCCGCCUCGCAAUGCAUCUCAGAGUCAGAGUCCGUGUUGGAAGCGAUUUGCUCCUGUACUGUACAUACACACACUCGAUGCUGCUAUGCUUCUUUCCAAUCGCAAUCCCAAUCCGUAGAGCAGCCGGGGCCAACAAGCUACGGAGGAAAGAAUCAAUGUCGGGAGUAGGUUUUAGUAAAAUUGACGGGAAUUCGCAGCAGGAGGAGGAGGAGAAAGAGGCUGACGAUUUGGACCGGGAUUUGGGGAUGAUGAGGGAGGAAUUGGAGCGUGAGGUGCUCAACACUUGGCUCUGGGGCAAGGACAUGGACUCUAUUCUGAAUGAAGAAUCUGAAUGGCAAGGGACACUUCCAGGCUGGGCCUGCCCUCGAGAAGAUAAUUACCAGUCCGAAAGUGAAUUCUCGGUUGAUCCAGAUGAAUGCGAUUCUUUCGACGGAUACUGGUAUGAAUUCCGCUACGAGGAUGGAAAUCCUUACUACGCUGCUGAGAGGGAGGAGAGAUGGGAGAAUCAGGUUAUGGAGCAAAUGAAGUUCACAGUAUCAAUUGCAAAGCAACGACAAAAUGAUUUCUUUUGUCCUAUUUUUGAGGGGUCUCUACAUGUUGAAGGGCCAUGUCAUUUGGAUCCAGAUAUCCUGUCGACGGAGCAUCUAUUGCCCCAGCUGCCAAAGUGGAAAAAUCGUUGGGUAAAUGGAUACAACCACAGGAAUGAACCUUGUCGGCGUGCAAUCCAGGUGUAUGAUUUGAAUGUAUCGUCCCCCCAUGAUGAACCAAUGGAGAUCUACGGUAUAUUUGCAUUUAGAGAUGUACGAAACAACCAACAACGUAAUCAUGUCUUUCAAUACUCGAGGGACAAACCAUAUAAGCUUCGGCCGGGCUCUAAUAAGAUACGGCCUCUAAUUUGGCCACCUAGAGGCAUAUAUGCAGUUGGGCCUAUGUUGAUCGAAUACUACCUUGUCAUUAAGGGUCAAGAAAGGAAAGACGAUAAAGUGUUGAUAGACGGGCAUUCUAUGUAUGCCCCAUCGUUCUAUUCAGAACUUCAUAGAUACCGUUGGCACAUCGACACUGGUCAUUGUGGCACUGUUGCUCUGGAGAUGGUUGCCCUUGAUAAGGCAGUACUGGGCACAUUGGAGCUUGAGGUACUCGAUCUCGGAGAGAACUGUUUUGAUUCACUUACAGUUGUUGCAGGUUACUGCGUACAGUGGGGACAAUUCAUGAUAUUUGACGGCAAGUUGAGCGUUGGCAAGUUGCCCCCGGUCACAUUAUGCGUGGACGGUGAUGGAAUUCUGUUGCUUCGCUUCUUCACGUAUAACAGCCCUUCAAAUGAUAAGAGCUUUAGUCAUGGUGGUGGUGUUAAUGAUCUCCUUGAGCAUGUCACUGAGGAUGUGUUGUUUGGGAGUAUGUCGUUUGUACCACAGAACGAGGGGAGUUCUACUGCAAGUGGAGGCUGUUCUAGUUGUAUGGACGGUCUUGAGAUUUCGGCCACUGCCAAGUGGUCGCCAUUAUUUGAACAAUCAGAUUAGCUAUGCUUCCCCUUUCAAAAAGGAAGAAGAUUAGCUAUGCUUCGUAUUAUACACAAAUGGUUUGAUCAUCUCUGUAUUUAGUAAUGAAGGCCUAAAAGGACAAGAAUGACCAAGUUUGUAACAGACGAUAAUAGUGUAUCUCUCCGCAAUAUGUAUAUUAAUGUGGUGUUUUCUUUGUUUUCUUUGAAUAA